UGAUGUUUUGUGAUUUUCGUGAUUUUUCCUGAUUUUUAGAGAAUGUGGGAAGUCUGAGAAGUGAUUACCGGUUAAAAGGUUUUAAAUCAAGUAUAUUGCAAAAUGUUAUCGCAUUUGUGUCCAGUUAAAUGGUUCAUACGUAUGGUCUGCGCAAAGCAGUUAGUAGUACACGGGACACAAAGAACACGAAAUCAGCUGUGAACUGUCAAAUUUUUAUAUUAUUAUAAACGUGUUAGCCUUUACAAUUUGUUUUGCUUGAAAUAUUGCGAAAGAAAGUUAUGCAAAAUGUCUCCUGACCCUACUCAAGAACCUAUUGAAGAAGAAUUAAAUGUUCCAAACCUGCCACUUGAUGCUAGAGGAACAAAUGAGUCAGAUAGUGAAGAUGAUGAUGUAGGAAUGGCAGGAUAUGUACCCUUAUCUCAAAUUCCUGCAGACAGUGAUCCCAUGUUGUAUGAAGAUGAGGAUGAUGAAUGGAUAUCUAAUGCAGGUGAACCUAGUCAAGCAUUUCCAACUCCAUCGUUAGAUUCACAGCAGGAUUGUAUGUCAGAAACAAUAGAAGUUUGGUCAUCUUCCUAUAAUCAAUCAAACAUUGAUAUGGAUGCAGAUAAAAUAAAUCAAGUGAAAUCUAUGAUGGCCUCUUUUACUUUACCAACUACAGCAAUUCCAGAGUGGGCAAAAGCUAUAUCAGAAGAGCAAUGGAAGGAACAACUUAUUGGGCGUAUUAAAGAAAUACAAAAUAGGGAAAAAUAA
Molecule: messenger RNA, 750 nt
Organism: Habropoda laboriosa
Lineage: Eukaryota; Metazoa; Arthropoda; Insecta; Hymenoptera; Apidae
Product: male-enhanced antigen 1
Exons: 4
Coding region: 286-750 (154 amino acids)
Biological process (GO): spermatogenesis
Source: RefSeq, a predicted model, not a curated record